GGCGGAGCCGCCGUGCCCGCUGAGGCGGCGCGGUGUGGCCGUGAGGCGGGGCCGCCCUUGCGGCUCGGCCGGAGCGAUGUGGGCGGCGCUGGGCAGGCUCGGCGUGGCGCAGGCCGUGGGCCCGGCCCGGUUGAUCGCUGUGCGCCCCGCGGCCGCAGGAGCCUUCUCCAUACCCCACGUUACCAUGGCCACCCACUUCUCCAAGGAUCAGGAGGAGAGAAUCAGGUGUGUGAAGGGGGACCUGUUCUCGUGCCCAGCCACGGACGCCCUGGCUCACUGCAUCAGCGAGGAUUGCCGCAUGGGCGCCGGCAUCGCCGUGCUCUUCAAGAAGAAGUUUGGAGGCGUCCAGGAGCUCCUGGAUCAAAAGAAGAAGACAGGGGAGGUGGCGGUUCUGCAGAGGGACGAGCGGUACAUUUACUACCUGAUUACAAAGCAGAAGGUUUCUCACAAGCCCACGUAUGAGAGCAUGCAGAAGAGUUUGGAAGCCAUGAAAGCUCACUGCCUGAACAACGGAGUCACCGACAUCUCCAUGCCCAGGAUUGGAUGUGGACUCGAUGGCCUGCAGUGGGAAAAGGUGUCAGCCAUCCUUGAGGAAGUGUUUGAGAACACUGACAUCAAGAUCACAGUUUACAGCCUGUGAGCAGAACAGUCGAAGAUCCCCAUUUCCCCCAGUUUUGGGAGCAGAACCUGUGAACUGACAAGGGGGACCUGUGUGUGGAGCACGUUCUGCAUUCGGGUGUCACCCACUCGUGUGACAGUGACAGGCGCCUCCAGCAGCAACGAGCUCCAGAGAAGUUCAUUUGGGCUGUUAAUUAGCAGGAGGCAGCGGCGCUGUGGAAAGCCUCGGGGAGCUCCCGGUGUGUCCCUGCAGCCACCAGGUGUCACUGGGGCUCCACGCAGUGAAACGGGGCCGCUGCCUCGUGGGUUUCUCUUUGGCUUGGUGCUGAUGAGCUGCCCCAGGCAGCGCUGGCACCUCUGCUUUGCUCUGUUCGCAAUGCCCUGCCUGGCACUGGGGUCACUCACCUCUCCUCACAGGUGGAAUGGUUUCAUUUCUCCCUUCCGACCACAAAUUUGGUUUGCUGAGAACGUGCUCACUCAGGAUCAUGCUGUGAUGUGAAAUAAACAGUGCCCUGCUGUUGGA
Vidua macroura (Pin-tailed whydah) is the source of this 1141-nucleotide messenger RNA. RefSeq names its product O-acyl-ADP-ribose deacylase 1 (gene OARD1). The record is from RefSeq and is a predicted model, not a curated record. NCBI's taxonomy places the organism in Eukaryota, Metazoa, Chordata, Aves, Passeriformes, Viduidae. The transcript is spliced from 6 exons. Bases 77 to 640 code for a protein of 187 amino acids. Gene Ontology annotation, biological process: peptidyl-glutamate ADP-deribosylation.